AUCGGCUGAAUGUUUUGAAAAAGAAUUUUAUUUUUUAUUGUAGUUUUCUCCUAUUCAAGAAAUUAGUCUUUGAAAAGUGGAUAUUAAUUUUAGAUCUGAAUAAGUUGAGCUCGCCAUAAAUAUAAAUAGUGAAUUUUGUUGUAUUAAUCAUAAGAUCUGAUAUCGAUAUAUGUAAAAUAUGUUAGGCUAAAAUAAUAAUAUAAUAUUUGAUAAGAAAGGGUGGUUGAAAUGAAAGGGUGUAUAGUAUAGUAUAGUAUAAGUGUGUAUAUAAAUGGAGGUUUUGGUGUGAAGAAGGAGGAAGUGCAUAGAGAUAGAGAAUUGUUGGUAAUAAAAUCAUUAAUGCGGCAGAGAGGAAGAGGCUUUAACCGAAGAUCAAGGAGUUUCUCAAGAUCUCGCCUCGCUAUUGAAGGCAGUUGAACUUUUCCUUCUCCAUUUCCAUUUCCUCUCACCUAAACAUUUUCAUUCUUCUCCAAUGGCUUCAGGCAUGGAUGAGCGUGAAGUUCAGAAAUCAUACUGGGUUCAGCAUUGUGCCGAUCUCUCCGUCGAGGCAAUGAUGCUUGAUUCCAAAGCUUCCGAUCUCGAUAAGGAAGAAAGACCUGAGGUACUUUCCCUACUUCCAGCAUAUGAAGGAAAAUCAGUUAUUGAGCUUGGAGCUGGUAUUGGAAGAUUUACUGGAGAGUUGGCCCAGAAAGCUGGUCAAUUAAUUGCUGUAGACUUCAUUGAGAGUGCAAUAAAGAAGAAUGAAAGCAUUAAUGGACACUACAAAAAUGUCAAGUUCUUGUGUGCUGAUGUCACAUCUCCAAACAUGCCUAUUUCUGAAGGAUCCGUUGAUGUGAUUUUCUCAAAUUGGUUACUGAUGUAUCUUUCAGAUAAUGAGGUUGAGAAUUUAGCAGAAAGGAUGAUGAAAUGGUUAAAAGAUGAUGGAUAUAUAUUCUUUCGUGAAUCUUGUUUCCACCAAUCUGGAGAUUCGAAGAGAAAUUACAAUCCUACUCACUACAGGGAACCCAGAUUUUACACAAAGCUAUAUAAAGAAUGCCAGAUGAGUGAUAGUUCUGGGAAUUCCUUUGAACUUUCUCUUGUGGGUUGUAAAUGCAUUGGAGCUUAUGUUCGAAAUAAGAAGAAUCAAAACCAAAUUUGCUGGUUAUGGCAGAAAGUUAGAUCACAUGAUGAUAGAGGGUUCCAGAAGUUCUUAGACAGAGUUGAAUAUAGCGAGAAGAGUAUUUUACGAUAUGAGCAUGUGUAUGGCCGAGGCUUUAUAAGCGCCGGAGGACUUGAAACAACAAAGGAAUUUGUAGCAAAGCUGGAAUUAAAGGCUGGCCAGAAAGUACUGGAUGUUGGUUGUGGUGUUGGUGGAGGCGAUUUCUACAUGGCUGAAAAGUUUGAUGUUGAGGUUGUUGGUGUUGACCUCUCCAUAAAUAUGAUUUCACGUGCUAUUGAACGUGCCAUCGGACUGAAAUACAAUGUUGAAUUUGAUUGUGCUGAUUGCUCUAAAAAAACAUAUCCUGAGAAGACAUUUGAUGUAAUCUACACUCGUGAUGCUAUGUUACACAUCAAAGAUAAACCAACAUUAUUUAGAUCAUUUUACAAGUGGUUGAAACCUGGAGGUCAACUUCUAAUUACUGAUUACUGCAAAAAUGCUGGAAGUCUAUCAUCAGAGUUUGCUGAGUACAUUAAGGAAGGAGGAUACCAUGUCCAUGGCUUGGAAGAAUAUGAGCAGAUGCUGAAGAACGCUGGAUUUGAUGUCAUUGCUGAGGAUCGAACUGAUCAGUUCGUGAGAACACUGCAACAGGAGCUAGUUACUCUCGAGAGCCAGAAGGAUGAGUUUAUCCGUGUCUUCAGUGAUGAUGACUACAAUGCAAUUGUGAAGAGAUGGAAGGCGAAGCAGAUCAGGGGUGAACGUGGGGAGCAGAAGUGGGGCUUGUUCAUUGCCAAGAAAAUGUGAUUCACUUUAUUAUCACAUCAUAUAUCCCGCGCUAGUUCUAGAGCUAUAUUUCAAUCCUAAGUAGUUUUUCCAAAUAAUGGUUUGAAUAAUUAUAAUUAUCUGUUAUUUGUAUGUGAAACAAAUAAUCGUGUUUUGAAUGCUCUUCUUAAGUAUCCUGUUUUUCUUGAUU
Molecule: messenger RNA, 2111 nt
Organism: Lathyrus oleraceus (garden pea)
Lineage: Eukaryota; Viridiplantae; Streptophyta; Magnoliopsida; Fabales; Fabaceae
Product: phosphomethylethanolamine N-methyltransferase
Exons: 12
Coding region: 473-1942 (489 amino acids)
Biological process (GO): phosphatidylcholine biosynthetic process
Molecular function (GO): phosphoethanolamine N-methyltransferase activity
Source: RefSeq, a predicted model, not a curated record